AUCAUUGGUUGUUACCUUCUGUAGUUAACCUUAAACAUUAUCUGGUCUUUAAUUUUUAUAGGUUGGACCAAUACGGAUUUAUAAUGUCUAAGACACGACUCGACCAAAAAAAAGUGAAUUCUGAAUUAUUUACAUUAACGUAUGGAGCCUUAGUGGCACAGUUACUAAAGGAUUAUGAAAAUGUCGAAGAUGUGAAUAAACAACUAGAAAGAAUGGGAUACAACAUGGGGAUUAGGUUAAUCGAGGACUUUUUGGCUCGCACAGGUUGUGGAAGAUGCUACGAUUUUAAAGAUACAGCAGAAAAAAUUCAAAUGGGCUUCAAAAUAUUUUUGGGGAUUACACCAACUAUUACAAAUUGGAGUCCAGCCGGAGAUGAGUUCUCCUUAUGUUUCGAAGUUAAUCCACUGACCGAAUUUGUUGAGCUUCCAGAUCAUUGUCUCAACUUGAAAUAUUGUAACAUUUUGACUGGAGUUUUAAGAGGUGCUUGUGAAAUGGUACAGAUGGAAAUUGCUUGCUGGUUUGUGCAAGAUCAACUUAAAAAUGACAGUACAACAGAACUAAGAGUGAAAUUUAUCAAAAGGUUAGAAGAUGCUAUUCCAGCAGGUGAUGAUUAAGGCAUUUUUCAACUCGGAGUUACAAGUUCUAAUACAAGAUGGCAGAAUUGAAACAGUAUAAUUAUAAAUUAAUGAAUUUGAGGAAGUAAUAUAAAUUUUAUUAAAUCAGAACUACAGAAAUACUUAAAAACCACUGUCUUUGUUUAAUAAUAAAGUACAAGACAAUUACUUUACAAAUACAUCAUUUAUUUAAAAAGAUAAGAAUUUGAGAAAAUGUAUAUUGAUAGUAUAUGUAUUUAAAGUACAUAUAUUGUAUAAAAUGCACUUAGAAUAAAUUUUUCCUGUAAU
Molecule: messenger RNA, 902 nt
Organism: Orussus abietinus
Lineage: Eukaryota; Metazoa; Arthropoda; Insecta; Hymenoptera; Orussidae
Gene: Bet3
Product: trafficking protein particle complex subunit 3
Exons: 2
Coding region: 84-614 (176 amino acids)
Biological process (GO): intra-Golgi vesicle-mediated transport; endoplasmic reticulum to Golgi vesicle-mediated transport
Cellular component (GO): cytosol; cis-Golgi network membrane; TRAPP complex
Source: RefSeq, a predicted model, not a curated record